AUGGCAAGUUUUGACACAAAUAAGCCGACCAGAUGCGAUGAACGUGGAGGAAGUUUUGCUGCUGAAGGUAUAUCGGAAUUUUCCACCGAUAAGGUGUUUAAGUCUCAUCAAGAUUUAACGGAUUGGGUGCAAAAUAUGGGACGUUCUCUUGGUUACGUUAUUGUUAUUAAAAGAACAAAUGCACGACCUUGUGGGUAUGUAUAUAAAAUUAGACUUAUGUGUGAUCGUAGUGGUGUAUACAAAAAUAAAAGUCUGGUUGCAAAUCCUACGAGCAAAAAGACUAACUGCCCGUUCGAAUUGGAAGGAAACUAUUCGUGCAAGUACGAUUGUUGGAAGUUAAGGGUGAUAUGUGAAAAACACAACCACGAACCUGCACUAAAUAUGAAGGGUCAUCCAUAUGCAAUGCGUUUGUCUAAAGAUGAAGCUCGUUUGGUGCUAGAUUUGUCAAAGAAGAAUAUGAAACCGCAAGCAAUUCUAGCAAUACUGAAGAAGCAAAAUGCAAAUAAUAUGUCCACGAUGAGUACCAUUUAUAAUGCACUUACUAAGUUUCGGAAGAGUGGGCUGCUAGAAAAAUCUAAGGGACAACCCACCACCGGUGAAGAAAUUGCAUCUAUGAGCUCACACACAGUUGAUGGAAACAAGUCCAAAAGAGCUGUUAAUCGCUCUUAUCAGUUUGGAUUAUCAAACACAUGCAAAAAUAAAACUUUUAUGGAACAACCGAUCAAUGGUGUAAAAAGUUAUGUGAACCCCAUGUGCCCUGCACAUACAUUUGAUGCGAACAAGUCGAAGAGAAGUAUUGAUCAUUCGGAUCAAUUUGCAGACCCAGACACUUUUGAAACAAAUACAGAAACAUUCACAGAAAAAGCAAUCAACCAUGAAGACAGUGCAUCUCCGAACCAAAUGUACCCUGGAUAUGUAUUUGAUGCAAACAAGUCAACAAGAACCAUUGAUUACAUUGAUCCAUUUUCAGUUCAUAACAGCUGUGAAACAAGUAGGGAAGUAUUCAUGGGACAGCCAAUCAAGCGUGAAGAAGAUGCAUCCCAGAGCCCUGUAUACGCUGCAUACACAUUUGAUGCAGACAAGUCGAAGAGACCUAUAGAUCAUAUGGAUCCGUUUGUUAUUGAAAACUGGGUGCAAGAGCUUGAUUCAGCUAAAUUUGGUGCUGUUAAACAAGAUAUAGAAGAUCAUAUGCCAAGAGAACAGAUGAUUCCUUCGUUUAGAAGGGUUCCCUCACCUCAGAUCGAUUUGAUGGAGACAUUUCCAGUGAGAAAUAUUUCCAUUGCAAAUGUUGUGAGGGAUGUGUUUAUGUGUACUGAUGGCAAGGGUCAUGAUACAAGUGCACCAGAUGCUAAUCUCAUAGCCUUCCCGGAUAAUGAACCCACAUUUGCGAGGCCUUUUCAACCAUAUCGAGACAUGGUCUUAAGUAAGCCUGAUAGGCAGUUUUUGAUGAAACAGUUUUUGGAGGAAGAUAAUGCACAUGGGCAAUCUUCAAGGGGUAAUAGCGGAGAAGUAGACGACGGUGCAGAAGAAUAUCGGACGAAUACAGCUGUUGAGCCAAUAGAUGAAGAAGACAAAGACAUGAAUGUUGAUAGUGAUGUUGAGGUUGAAAAGAAGUACGAUAAAGGUGUUCAAUUUGAUUCGAAACUUGUGGCGAGUUCUCACCCAAAAAAAUCAACCCGAGGUGAUGAAAAUGAAAGAAAUUUGGAAGUGGAAGGCACAUCAGGAUUCUCUACUAACAUGAUGUUUAAGUCUUGUCAAGAUUUAAUAGAUUGGGUGCAAAAUGUGGGUCAUUCUCUUGGUUACUUUAUUGUCACUAAAAGAUCCAAUGCACAACCUAGUGGGGAUGUAUAUAAGGUUAGCCUUAUGUGUGAUCGUGGUGGUAUAUUCAAAAGUAAAAGCUCCAUUAGAAAAAAUACCCGGAGCAAAAAGACCAACUGCCCAUUUGAAUUGGAAGGAAAAAAGUCGAGGAGGCAUGGUUCUUGGACAUUAAGGGUGAUGUGUGAAGACCAUAAUCAUGAACCUGCACUACAUAUGGAGAAUCAUCCAUUUGCAAAGCGCUUGUCUGAAGAUGAAAUUCGUUUGGUGCUAGAUUUGUCAAAGAAAAAUGUAAGCCCACUAGAAAUCCUAUCAACGCUGAAGGCACAAAACAAAAAUAAUUUUUCCACGCUUAGCACCAUCUACAAUUUACGGCAGAAGUUUCGGAGGACCAACAAUGCAGAAAUAUCCAUGGGACUGCCCAUUGAUAGUGAAGGAAGUGCAUCUGCAACUCGAGAGUACACCGCAUACACAUUUGAUGCAAACAAGUCGGAAAGCACUAUUGGUCACACAGAUCCAUCUCGUAAACUAGAUACAUCAUACAUGUGUUUUAAGUAUGAUUAA
This is a messenger RNA of Erigeron canadensis, 2379 nucleotides long. RefSeq lists its product as uncharacterized. NCBI's taxonomy places the organism in Eukaryota, Viridiplantae, Streptophyta, Magnoliopsida, Asterales, Asteraceae. The transcript has 9 exons. Gene Ontology annotation, cellular component: mitochondrion. Gene Ontology annotation, molecular function: malonate-semialdehyde dehydrogenase (acetylating, [NAD(P)+]) activity; DNA-binding transcription factor activity, RNA polymerase II-specific; methylmalonate-semialdehyde dehydrogenase (acylating, NAD+) activity. The record is from RefSeq and is a predicted model, not a curated record. Bases 1 to 2379 code for a protein of 792 amino acids. Gene Ontology annotation, biological process: thymine catabolic process; L-valine catabolic process.